Messenger RNA from Chaetomium globosum CBS 148.51, 228 nucleotides. RefSeq lists its product as uncharacterized. The transcript has a single exon. The coding region runs from base 1 to 228 and encodes 75 amino acids. The record is from RefSeq and is a predicted model, not a curated record. Lineage: Eukaryota; Fungi; Ascomycota; Sordariomycetes; Sordariales; Chaetomiaceae.
AUGGCCGAUGGUGGCUCGACUGGCUGGCCGGCCGGGAGCCCACCCCAUGUCCACGCCGUCUCGCUUGGAUUCGACAAGGGCCAGGACCAGGAGGCCACAGGCCCCUCCGGGACUGGCCCACUGGUGCUUGAGACCCCUGUCUGCAUGUCUGGGGCAAGGUGGAGAGGCAACAUCAGAUGGGUGGAUUUCUCAGUGGAGGAUGGCGCAGCGAUUAGCACAAAGUUCUAA